CGGAAGGCGGCAGCCGCUUCCGCCCGGGCUGCUGCCCUCCGGUGCGGCGGCCCGCCAUGGGGCCGCGGGCGCUGCCGCUGCUGGAGCCGGGCCGCCGCCCGCAGCCGGCCAAGUGGUACCGGCUGUCGCCGCGCGGUGACCGGCCCCUCGGACGCGUGGGCCACGGCUGCCUCUUCCUGCCGGGCGGCGGGACCGGCCGCGUCCUCCUCCUGGGCGGCGCCGACCCCGCCGGCGCCUUCGCGGACGCCCACUUCGUGGAGCUGGGCGCGCACCGCUGGGUCGCGGCCGGCUGGAGCGGGCUGCGGCCCCGCUACGAACACGCCACGUUCCUGCCCGCCACCGACCCCCCGCGGCUCUGGGUCUUCGGCGGCGCCCACCCGGCGGGGAACCGGAGCUGCGUCCAGGCGCUGGACCUCGAAACAGGAACCUGGGAGAGUCCUGAAGUGAGCGGAGUGCAUCCGCUGCCUAGGACAUUUCACUCCUCCUCAGCAGCGGUAGGAGACUGUCUGUACGUGUUUGGAGGAGGAGAUAAAGGAGCAGAACCCGUUAAAGACCAGCGGCUUCACGUGUUUGACACAGCCACCUUGACCUGGUCCCAGCCAGAUACCCACGGUGAUCCCCCCUCUCCUCGGCAUGGACACGCUGUGGUUGCAGUUGGGACCAAACUCUUCAUCCAUGGAGGUUUAGCUGGUGAUAUUUUUUACAAUGAUCUGUUCUGCAUUGAUAUAAAUGACAUGAGAUGGGUUAAGAUACCAGCCACAGGUGAUGUCCCGGGAGGACGGGCAUCCCACUCAUCAGCUGUGUUUAAAGACCACUUGUACAUUUUUGGUGGAAUAGGUCCAGAUGGGACACUAGAUACUACAUACAAGUAUCACACAGAGAAGCAGCAGUGGACACUCCUACAGUUUGACUCCCCUCUGCCCCCUGGGAGGCUGGACCACACCAUGUGUGUCAUUCCCUGGCGGGCUGGCAAGAGCAGAGACGCAGGAGCUGUCACCAGGGUCAACAAAGCUGGGAAAGAGUCAACUGCGUCAGUGGGUGACAAAGCUGGCCCCCUCCAGAAGAGCGAAGAGGAAGAGGGGUGUGCUGAAGACACAGUCAUGCAUCUGCUGUUAAUAUUUGGUGGGAUGGACACACAGGGGGAAAUAUACAGGGACUGUGUUGUCAGUCUGAUUGAAUAGCAGAGCUGCAGUCCUGCACAGCACCAGCCUUUUCUACACAGUUUUUGUAGUACUGUCAGAUUAAGUUAAUUCUUCUUUCCAAUAAAGAAAUUCUUACCCUCAAA
Molecule: messenger RNA, 1285 nt
Organism: Aquila chrysaetos chrysaetos
Lineage: Eukaryota; Metazoa; Chordata; Aves; Accipitriformes; Accipitridae
Gene: RABEPK
Product: Rab9 effector protein with kelch motifs
Exons: 7
Coding region: 57-1181 (374 amino acids)
Molecular function (GO): protein binding
Source: RefSeq, a predicted model, not a curated record